AGUUCCGGCCGUAUCACGUCCAGUAUGUGUAUAAAUGCUCGGUCGUGUUCAUCGUCGGGAUUCACAGAAUAUUCUCUUCCUGCUCCGAGAGGUUCUAGCUAUUAUAGCUUACUUUUUUUCCAGCAGAUAUUGACAAAAUGAAGUUAGCUCUCAGCUUUUUCUUGGCCGUUCUUGUGGUUAUGUCUCAUCAGCAGUUUCAGCGCAAUCCCUAUCAUAUGAUGUUUGACGCGUUUCCUUGGCUGUCGCCAUUGCCGCGCUACCCAGUCAACCCCGCGUUCUACUACGACUAUGAAACAGCAACAGUAUCUAUACCAUCAAAUCUAAAAAACGACGACGUUUAUCCAGUUGAAAAUAAUCGCAACGUUUUCAGCCCCGAAGACGAAGGGGAAGAAUACGCCGACACCCAAUCGAGGGUCAAGGGAUUCAGUCUCAACCGGCCUCGGCCUUCUUCCCAGCAAGACGACGACCAGCAAAAUAAUGCCCGUUUUUUGUACAACAUCGAUACUACUACUGCAAGGCCUUACAAUCAUCCUUUUUUUAAAACGGCGACGUUUACGUCCACCGUUACUUUAAGCCUUAAUUCAAUUCAAAAUUGUGUUCCCGCAAACGAAGUUAUUGCUAACGUUCAACCUUGUCAACCAAAUCAACAAGCUAUUGUCGGUCGCAGAAGACGUGACAACGUAAUAGACGACUUUUCCUAUUUACCGGAAGACACUCAAUUUCCUCCUAUCAAUCCUUCUAAUACAUUCAAUUUGAUGCCAACUGUACUUUCGAAUUUAAAUGAUGACAAUUUAGACCUACUUUCGUCGUCUAUGAACGACAUUGACCUUCCGAAUCUUUCAAGAUCCGAAGACGACCAGCACAAUUUCAGAGAGAAAAGAUUUUUUAUUAACAAAAACCGAUUUGUUGCAUUGUCAGUUUCCACGAGUUUUGUAUUUGUAAAUUCUACUAUUCGCGCGACGGUCAAUCUCCUUAACCCAGUUCCAGCUCCAGGUGCAGGUCCAUGUGUACCUGUACCAGCAAUACCUGCACCAGUAGCUCCAGCAGUUCCAGUAACGUGCGUUGGAUGUUUACCCCCAGAUUUCGUUGUAUGCCCUCCCCCUGUCGCUGGAUAAGAGGUGUUUAUACUUGAGAAUUUUAGCAAUUUAGUUUAGUGUUUUCCGCAAUUUGCUUUCUUAAAGAAUCACUAUAUAACGUGUAGCCUAUAAACAGCUUGAUUAUUCCUAUGUUAUUGUUGUACCACAGUAUAGGUCUUCGUUUGAUUUAAUAACUUUAACUGUAAGUUACAGUUAAUGUUUCGUCGAAGACCUAUACUGUGGUAUAUAGCUAGGCUCUGCCACACAAGAAAUACACAGUAGUUUAAGGACGCGGAGAUACUUUUUAUUCCUCGUGUUUUGUAAUGUUUCUAUAUCUUGUCCAAUCUUGUCUGUCUUUCUGUAUUAGGUCUAUA
Molecule: messenger RNA, 1450 nt
Organism: Daphnia pulicaria
Lineage: Eukaryota; Metazoa; Arthropoda; Branchiopoda; Diplostraca; Daphniidae
Exons: 4
Coding region: 138-1115 (325 amino acids)
Source: RefSeq, a predicted model, not a curated record